Scatophagus argus is the source of this 6515-nucleotide messenger RNA. It is a transcript of the gene ppip5k1b, whose product is annotated as diphosphoinositol pentakisphosphate kinase 1b. The record is from RefSeq and is a predicted model, not a curated record. Gene Ontology annotation, biological process: inositol phosphate biosynthetic process; inositol metabolic process. Gene Ontology annotation, molecular function: diphosphoinositol pentakisphosphate kinase activity; 5-diphosphoinositol pentakisphosphate 1-kinase activity; inositol hexakisphosphate kinase activity. The coding region runs from base 595 to 4221 and encodes 1208 amino acids. Gene Ontology annotation, cellular component: cytosol. The transcript has 30 exons. NCBI's taxonomy places the organism in Eukaryota, Metazoa, Chordata, Actinopteri, Scatophagidae.
AAAAAAAACAAAAAAGGUGAAGAAAAGGAAGGAAGCUAACAGCAGCAGCAGCAGGCGGCAACAGCUAUGGCUAAUCACCAGCAAUGGCCGGGCGUGAACUUUAGCGUGUAGCUCACAACUUCACUGGGAGUUUUAAAUAAAACUAAACUCCGACGGCAGCAGCUUCCUCCAGUCGAGAGGAAAUAAGGAAGUGUGCCGCUGACUGACUUCCAUUUGCUGGUUGCCGGACAAAGACAAAGGUCCUCAGAUGUUGACCUCGGACUUUCCAGUGUGAGGACUCGUCUCCAGGCUGGAACAUGUUAUCUCCCAGAGCCAGACCUCCUCUCUCCUGACACAUGGAGUUUUAUCUACCUCAACCCACGUGGACUCCGCUCCCUCAGUUCUACCUCUAAAAACUCAGCCACUCUGUCUCUACCUCAACACGAACUGUAAAGUCACGGACUCACGGAUCUGUUAUCAGCCCGCUCACAAACACCAAGAGACCCUUCAGGUGUGUCAGUCAUCAGGUGACGUUGUAACACAGUUGACUGGGUUUCUUCCUGCUUAGCUGCUCGAGGAGCCAACCUCAUCAGCCAUGUUACAUGGAAGUUUGUGAUGUCCCAUCCCUGUGACGGACCAGGAGCAGGGAAAGGACAGGGACGGGAUCGAAGAGACGUUCCUCGGUUUGUGCUUGGCUGUGACGAUGAUGAGCAGGACGCGGGCCAAAUGGAGCCAGGCAUGAAGAAUGAGAUGUAUCGCGAAGAGGAAAUGGAGGACGAUGAAGAUGAGUCGCCACCAGAGCGACAGAUUGUGGUCGGCAUAUGUGCCAUGAUGAAGAAGUCCAAAUCCAAGCCCAUGACUCAGAUCCUGGAGCGCCUUUGUAAGUUUGACUACAUCAACGUGGUCGUCUUUCCCGAGGAGGUGAUCCUGGAGGAACCUGUGGAGAAAUGGCCCCUGUGCGACUGCCUUAUCUCCUUCCACUCCAAAGGUUUCCCUCUGGACAAAGCUGUGGAGUACGCCAAGCUCAGGAACCCACUGCUCAUCAAUGACCUCAACAUGCAGUAUUUCAUACAGGACAGGAGGGAAGUGUACCGCAUCCUGCGAGAAGAGGGCAUUGACCUACCCCGUUAUGCUGUGCUAAACCGAGAUCCCGACAAUCCUGAAGAGUGUAACCUUGUGGAGGGAGAGGACCACGUCGAGGUGAACGGGGAAGUGUUUCCAAAACCCUUUGUGGAGAAACCUGUGUGUGCCGAGGACCACAAUGUCUACAUCUAUUACCCAACAUCUGCUGGAGGGGGCAGCCAGAGACUCUUCAGAAAGAUAGGGAGUCGUAGCAGUGUGUACUCGCCAGAAAGCAGCGUACGUAAGACUGGAUCCUACAUAUAUGAGGAGUUCAUGCCCACAGAUGGUACUGAUGUGAAGGUUUACACGGUGGGUCCAGACUACGCCCAUGCAGAGGCCCGGAAAUCUCCUGCCCUGGACGGAAAGGUGGAGCGGGACAGCGAGGGGAAGGAGAUCCGCUACCCAGUCAUGCUGACUUCCAUGGAGAAACUGGUUGCCCGCAAGGUCUGCCUGGCCUUCAAGCAAACGGUGUGUGGGUUCGACCUGCUCAGAGCCAACGGCCACUCCUUUGUCUGUGAUGUCAACGGCUUCAGCUUCGUCAAAAACUCCAUGAAGUACUACGACGACUGUGCCAAAGUCCUGGGCAAUAUGGUGAUGAGGGAAUUAGCCCCCCAGUUCCACAUCCCCUGGUCCAUCCCCAUGGAAGCUGAAGACAUCCCCAUUGUCCCCACAACCUCAGGAACCAUGAUGGAGCUGCGCUGUGUUAUUGCCAUCAUCCGCCAUGGAGAUCGUACACCAAAGCAAAAGAUGAAAAUGGAGGUCCGCCACCCUCUAUUCUUUGAGUUGUUUGAGAAGUACGGAGGCUUCAAGUCAGGGAAACUAAAGCUGAAGAAGCCAAAACAGCUUCAGGAAGUGCUUGAUAUCGCCCGCCUGCUGCUGGUUGAACUGGGCCAGCACAACGACUGUGAGAUUGAAGAGAAGAAAUCUAAACUGGAGCAACUCAAGACCGUCCUGGAGAUGUACGGUCACUUCUCAGGUAUCAACAGGAAAGUCCAGCUGACCUACCUGCGUAACGGCCAGCCGAAAGCCUCAAGUGAGGAAGAAGACUCUAAGAAGGACGGUCCUUCUCUGCUGCUCGUGUUGAAGUGGGGCGGGGAGCUGACGCCGGCAGGCCGGGUUCAGGCUGAGGAGCUGGGCAGGGCCUUUCGCUGCAUGUACCCUGGAGGUCAAGGUGACUACGCUGGGUUUCCAGGCUGUGGCCUCCUGCGCCUGCACAGUACUUACCGCCACGACCUGAAGAUCUACGCCUCUGACGAGGGCAGGGUGCAGAUGACAGCGGCCGCUUUUGCAAAGGGUCUGCUGGCUCUGGAAGGGGAGUUGACUCCAAUCCUGGUUCAGAUGGUGAAGAGUGCCAACAUGAACGGACUGCUGGACAGCGACAGCGACUCUCUGACUGACUGCCAACAGAAGGUGAAGGCCAGGCUGCACGAGAUCAUGCAGAAGGACCAGGAGUACACUCAGGACGACUAUCAAAAGCUUGCACCAACUGGCAGCCCGUCGCUGGUGAACUCAAUGGAGAUCAUAAAGAAUCCGGUCAAAACCUGCGACAAGGUGUACACCCUCAUUCAGAGUCUCACCUCACAGAUCCGCAAGAGACUGGAGGAUCCCAAGUCUGCAGACCUGCAGCUUUACCACAGCGAGACGUUGGAGCUGAUGCUGCAGCGCUGGUCCAAACUGGAGAGAGACUUUCGCAUGAAGAACGGCCGCUAUGACAUCAGCAAGAUCCCGGACAUCUACGACUGCAUCAAAUACGACACACAACACAACGCCUCGCUCGGACUCGAGGACACGCUGGAGCUGUUCAGACUGUCCCGCGCCCUGGCUGACAUAGUCAUACCACAGGAGUAUGGCAUCAGCAAAGCAGAGAAACUGGACAUCGCGCAGGCCUACUGUGUUCCUCUGAUGAAGAAAAUCCAGCUGGACCUGCAGAGAACCCAUGAGGACGAGGCCGUUAACAAACUGCACCCCCUGUAUUCUCGUGGCGUGAUGUCCCCUGGUCGUCACGUCCGCACACGUCUCUACUUCACGAGCGAGAGCCACGUUCACUCACUGCUCAGCAUCUUCCGCUACGGAGGCCUGCUUGAUGAGGAGAAGGACUGGCAGUGGAAACAGGCGAUGGACUACCUGAGUGCUGUGACUGAACUCAACUACAUGACACAGAUAGUCAUUAUGCUGUAUGAAGAUAAUGAUAAGGAGCCCACCUCAGAGGAGCGUUUCCAUGUUGAGCUUCACUUCAGUCCAGGAGUCAAAGGGUGUGAAGAUGAGGAGAAUGUACCUCUUGGCUUUGGCUUCCGCCCAGCGUCCUCAGAGAAUCAAGACAAAAAGCCCAAUCAAGGCAGUCUGGAGGACCUCUCCCAGGACCAGACAGACCAGGCACUUCCUGUCUCUGAGCCAAUCAACAUCCAGCGGAGGUCCCCCAUGAUCCGCAACCGCAAGGCAGGCUCCAUGGAGGUUCUCUCUGAGACCUCCCCCACCCAGUCCUCCAAAGGCUGCACAUCCCACCGACUCUUCCACUCGUGUUCACGUCAGUCACCUGAGAUCAAACCGACUAGUGGCCUAGGCUCGCUCUGCUCUGGCCUCUUCAGUGCCUCCGCCCUUGGGGUGUCCUGUAGCGCCCCCAACCUGCGGGACUACGUCCGCACGCACCACCACCACCACCGAAAACCACCUCUGUCCCCUGGCAGUCUGCCGUGUCAGAUUGGCAUGUUUGAGCUGUUCUCUAUGCCGGCAGUAAAGAGAUUUUCUGUGUCGUUUGCCAGGCAUCCGACUAAUGGGUUUGAAGGCUGCUCCAUGGUGCCCUCCAUCUACCCGCUGGAGACGCUGCACAACUCGCUGUCACUGAAGCAGGUGGACGAGUUCCUCAACACGGUGUGUGAGAACAGCAGCAGCGAGGCCCACGCCAAAACCAUGAAAGCGCUGUCCAGCCUGUUUGACUCUCAGAGCCAGACGUCUCUCUACAGCCCUCAGCAGCCUUUGUCCUCCUCUGGCUCUGAAACAUCUCUCCGGCCGCCGAGCCAGCCUCUUUGGCAUGGCAGCAUCCCCUCCAGUGCUGUGUCCAGUGCGGGCCCCUCCUCCCCGACCACAGAGAGCUCCGGCCUGAACUUCAGCUUCAGUGAGUAGACCAAAAGACACAAGGACUUCUGGGUAUCGACGGACGCCAUCUGAAGACCUCCGUGUGUCCUUUUCACCUGUCCUCCUGCUCACAUUCACAAAACAAAACAAAUCAAAAUGAAAAACUCUGGAGGAGAUGCUGAUUCUGGAGAGGCUGUAAAUAGAACCGCUCAGACUUGGCUCUUCUGCUGCAGCCGAACUACAGCACGUCCGACCGCCACACCCUCCCUGCUCCACACACCGAGAGAGAAAACACUGGACGUUCAACAGCUCAGAACCUCCCAUCAGCUCGAUCCUGCUCUUCAGUUUGUCAUCCAUAAACACUCACAAACCAGCUCAGAGACGGAGCAUCAAGCCAGCAUCCAGACAAAUAACAACAGAGCCUGCUGUUUGUUUGUUUUGGUCUGAAAACAUCUCACACGCCAGCUGAUCAGCUCAGGUGUGACAGUAGGACACGUUUGACUGAAAUCCACAACACGUCGUGAGUCAAAGUGUCCACUGUUGUCCCCGACCCCACCACGUUUUGGGUGGUUAAUCACAGCUGCCUUAGAGAGAAAACAGACUGUUUUUGAAUUUAAAGUGAAUUUUGGUCACAUAUGAACACUUCGGCUUACGUGGGUUGGAAGUUAAAGCUGAAAGGACCGUUUGAUAUUUCAGAAGAUAUUAUACACUUUUUUGCCGACAGUUAAGAUGAGAAGAUCGGUGAUGCCUUUCUUAUCUGUCUCUUAAAUAUGAAGCUACAUCCGGCAGCUAGUUAGCUUAGCUUAGCGUAGCGUAGCACAAAGACUGGAUAUGUAGUAACCAUCGGUUUCUGUCCAACAGUAGCUCUAAUUAACACCUUUAUGAACACAAGCUGAAGUGUAAAAAGAAGGUGCUGGUAGGCAGUUUUUGUCACCUUUGGACUGAGCCAGUCUCGCUGUUUGCACUAAGCUAAGCUAACUGAGUGUUUACUGUAGCUUCAUGUUUAGCACGUAGAAGUGAGAGUCAGUCUCAGGUUAAAAUCGUAAAGAAUGGACUUUAUUCUGAAGCCAUUUGGAAUUUAAAUCCAGCUGUUAACAAAGGAGCAGCCCAGAAGCGCUCUAAUAUACAAAGAUGUUCAUCAUGCAAACACGAGGCCUUUUUAAAGAGAUGAUAAACAAAUCACUCACGAGAAUCUGGAGGCAAAUUGGUCAUCUUUUCAAAGUUUUACAUUUGGUUCACAUCAGUACCUGCUACAGUACGUUCACAGGAUUCUCACUUUGGUUCAUACAACCAAAGUAACAAGACUCCAUUUUGGAAUGGAGGUGUUUAAAAACCGGAGCCAGCUUGAUCAAACUGUGCGAGUCUUUUCAGUGACGAUCCGCUGUUCAGUGAAGACACAGUUUAUCACUGUUUAAAUGUGCCUUUAAAUGCCUUGAAGAGACGUUUGUUAAGACACUGUGGGUUUCCUGCUGUAUUUUUAUAAUUUUUUCGUUGGGGGGGUUAAAAAUUGAGACUGAUGUUGAGAAAAUCUGUGGUAUAGUUUUAUUUCAGAGGCAAAGGGAAGAACCACUUGAUUAAGUGAACGGUAAAAAUGUACUUGUGCGUGAUGACGACUACCUGACGAGUUUGUGUCUGCUGUCAAACCAAAUUACAUGUGUAUUUUAAUGUGAAAUCAAUUAAAUGACUGUUGCUAAUCGUUAAAUGAGUGAUACUCAGGAUUUUAUCAACAUGUGACUGAACUGGGGGUCAAUUCACUUUCAGUUAUUUUGAAAAGGAAAGAAAGAAAGAAAGACGUUCUGUGGUGAACUUACUGCUUUAAACUCAGAAGAAAUGCUUUUAUAACUUUGACCAAAACUCGUAGACUUGAAGCUUUAUCAUGAAAUUAAGACUCGCGGUUUUAUCAUAGCAGAGAUUGUUAUAUUCAGCCGGUUCUCUCUGCAACGCCGACAUAAAUGAGAGAAAUAAAACAAAACCCUGCUCAUUUCAAACUGGUUAAAUCGAAAAUGAACUGACUCCAGAAGCUGAAAACAUCUGCUGUAGAACAAAAAUAUAUAUAAAAAUAGGCAUAUACGUGUGUGCGUGUUUUUGUUUUAGAUUUCAAUUGAAUUUUUUUUUUUUUUUUUUUACUUAAAGUGGUUGUAAUUUUAGUUGUGUAUUUAUUUAAUGUGCUAUUUAAUGUCCGCCAUGACAGGAGGUGUGUGUUUCUGUGACGCGUUUGGCUGCUGGAGAACAAAGUCGAGGUUUACUGUGUAAAAUGUGUCCGACGUUUCUGUCAGUCUCUUUGAGCUUCACUUUGGGCUGUAAUGAAGGAGGAGGAUAAUAAACAAACAAACAAAAAAUCA